Alternaria viburni is the source of this 453-nucleotide messenger RNA. RefSeq lists its product as uncharacterized. The transcript is spliced from 2 exons. The coding region runs from base 1 to 453 and encodes 150 amino acids. The record is from RefSeq and is a predicted model, not a curated record. Lineage: Eukaryota; Fungi; Ascomycota; Dothideomycetes; Pleosporales; Pleosporaceae.
AUGGGUAACUGUCUAUCUCGCUUUACGAAACACAAGACAACAUCCAGACUCCUAGCUCUCUCACGCGAACUCCGAAACAACAUCUACGCCCACAUCCCCCGUGAUCUGACCAUCAAAUGGCUCUGGAACACCCAGGGCACCACCAGCCCCAGCGACUCAAUCUACGACGUCAUCCAGAUAACCUUCCACAACGCGCCUGAGCACGGCAUCCUUGCAACAUGUACCUGUCUUCGCGAAGAGAUGCUAGAGCAAGACCAACUGCACAACGAAGAGCUAUCUGUCUCCAUCACCAUGCUGACCCGAGUAACAAGACCAAGGUCCACAGAAGAAGUAGAAGAAGCGCAGCAGAAGCAACAAGACGCCACCCGCGCACGCAUCAAAACCGCGUUCCGCAACCAUCCCGCCCUGGGGCCCAAGCAGCACGAUGAGGCUACUCCGGUGGUCUAUAGGUAA